This is a messenger RNA of Rhodotorula graminis WP1, 498 nucleotides long. RefSeq lists its product as uncharacterized. The transcript is spliced from 4 exons. Lineage: Eukaryota; Fungi; Basidiomycota; Microbotryomycetes; Sporidiobolales; Sporidiobolaceae. Bases 1 to 498 code for a protein of 165 amino acids. The record is from RefSeq and is a predicted model, not a curated record.
AUGUCAGCUCCGGCGCAGGACCAGCCGGCCGCCCACCACGCUGCGGCGCCGCCAAGCUUCCCGUCGUCCGCCGCCGACCGCCUCGACCCUGAACGCGCGAGAGAACCGGCGCAGAAGCUGUGGGGCAGCGUGCUGGUGCCCAACAAUGGCUCGACAGCUCGCGACUACUGCGCUCGCGAGCGCAACUUUCUCUCCAUGAUCAAGACGGCGACAAUCCUCGCGCUCGUGUCCGCGUCGUUGCUCAUACGGUUCCAGUUCGGCGAGCAGGUGUCGAUGCCGCAGUUUGAGCGAUACGCGCAGACCCCUCUCGGCGUCCUCUUCUUCGUCGCAUGCCUCGUCACGCUCGCAGCCGGGACGUUUACCUUCUACAGCACCUCGUCCGGGUACGAGCACCGCCGCGCGUUCGUCUACGCCGGCAGGUCGACCGAUGCUGCGCUCGUGGGGGUCACCGUGCUCAUCUUUACGACGUGCGUCGUGCUGCUCGUGGCGAACGCGUGA